AUGGCAGUUCAUCCUGAACACCAGAAGAAAGGCCUGGGGGACGCGAUUUUGAAGGCAUUGCUUUGGAAAAUCAGAACGCGGGCACCUGCCGAUGGCAAGCCUUACAUCUCAUUGUUGGCAGAUGAGGCUGGGCGGAAAUUGUAUUCCAAAAACGGAUUUGUGGAAUCAGCCCCUGAGUCGCUGGGGAUGGUUCUCAAAUCUUAG
Molecule: messenger RNA, 204 nt
Organism: Penicillium odoratum
Lineage: Eukaryota; Fungi; Ascomycota; Eurotiomycetes; Eurotiales; Aspergillaceae
Product: GNAT family N-acetyltransferase
Exons: 1
Coding region: 1-204 (67 amino acids)
Molecular function (GO): acyltransferase activity, transferring groups other than amino-acyl groups
Source: RefSeq, a predicted model, not a curated record